Messenger RNA from Malus domestica (apple), 4308 nucleotides. RefSeq lists its product as uncharacterized. Gene Ontology annotation, molecular function: DNA topoisomerase type I (single strand cut, ATP-independent) activity; DNA binding. Gene Ontology annotation, biological process: DNA topological change. Lineage: Eukaryota; Viridiplantae; Streptophyta; Magnoliopsida; Rosales; Rosaceae. Gene Ontology annotation, cellular component: chromosome. The record is from RefSeq and is a predicted model, not a curated record.
AACCCUUCGAUCAAAACCCUUGUUUCGUAACCGCUCUCUCACACUCACUCUCUCUCUCUCUCUCUCUCUCUCUCUCUCUCUCUCUCUGACUGUAUAACAAAACAUUCGAAACUCACUCUCACUCGUUUACCUUUGUUUGCGUUAAGCAAAUGAAACUGGCAUGGCGAUGAUACAUUUUCAACGGCUGUCCACCGCCCCCGCUCCCGCCACCGCUUCCUCCUUCAUUUUCUCAAACACUUUUGCUGCCUCCGCCCUGUGUCUCCGCCGCUCCAUGGCCAAGCUGCAGUGGAGGGUGUUUGAGGCUUAUUCAUGCGCUUGCUUACCAUCUUCGUCAAAUUUGACAACGAAUGUAUACAGAAAUUAUAGGUUAAAUAAGUCCGGAGUUUCUUGCAUGAUCACGGCCAACCAUUCAAAGUUUGGGCCAAAUUUUCAUCCUUUCAGAAGAAGUGGCGAUGGGUCUGAAUGCGCUUUUACAUUUCAUUCUCAUCUUAAACAUGGUUCGCUUAAUUUUUUAGGGCCUGCUGGUAUUGUCAAUUGUGGCUCUUUUAAGAAUAGUUGCAGAUUGGGUUUAACUAAUCAUAGUGCUGGAGCUUUUCCCAAGAGGUUUUUCUCUCAAGUUCCAUCUGUGAUAAACAAAGGAGAGAGUGUGGGUGUCCAAGAUGGUAGGAAUAGUGGAAAUACGUUUUUUUUCAGAAGGCUUAUUAAAUGCAAGAAACGGAUAAAGGCAUUGGCAGCUCAAAGCAAAACCAAAGCUACUGAUUCUAGUAUCUCUAAAGAUGUUGAAGUAGAAGCCUUAACCGAACAGCAAGUUGGAAGUGAGAAGGGGGCUGGAAAAUUGGGAUCUUUGUGUUCUAGUUCUCCUAUAAGAAAUGAUACCCGGGUCUCAAAAGUCAAAGGGAAAAAGAGGUCGAAGAGCAAGAAAACUAAAGAACAAAUUUCUGCUGCAAAUCCUCCAGCAGAAGCUGCUAUGUCACAAAGUUCUAAGGUUACUUCUCAACCAAAGAAAUCUGGUGGUACCAAAAGUGGCAAACAGUCGGCGGAAGUUUCAGAGUUGAACCUCACUGCGAAAACUCCCGUGGAAAUUGUUGAUGUUUCUUCAACAAAAUCCCAGCCAAAGAAGAAAGGUGGGAACUCUUUUAGAAAGGGAAAAUUAAUAAAUUCAGAUACUAAGUCGCCACAGAAACUUAUACCACAAAAAAUAGGCAAAAUGAAACCUCAUGGGAAAAUGACACUGAAGCAGUUGUACCCCGCAACUGGGAAAACUGUAGUGGUGGUGGAAUCUGCUACAAAGGCGAAGGUUAUUCAGGGUUAUCUUGAUGAUAUGUUUGAAGUUCUUCCUAGCUAUGGUCAUGUAAGGGACUUGGCUGCUAGGUCUGGAUCUGUACGGCCUGAUGAUGAUUUUAGUAUGGUGUGGGAAGUUCCAUCUGCCGCCUGGACUCAUCUAAAUAGCAUAAAGGUUGCACUAACAGGAGCAGAAACUCUUAUUCUUGCAUCAGAUCCUGAUCGUGAAGGAGAGGCUAUUGCUUGGCAUAUUAUUGAGAUGCUGCAACAACAGGAUGCUUUACGUGAAGAUGUUACUGUAGCCAGGGUUGUUUUUCAUGAAAUCACUGAGGCCUCUAUCAAAAGCGCGCUGCAAGCUCCAAGAGAAAUUGAUGAGAACUUGGUCCAUGCUUACCUUGCACGGCGUGCACUUGAUUAUUUGAUUGGAUUUAAAAUUUCACCACUGUUGUGGAGGAAACUACCAGGUUGCCAGUCUGCGGGGCGAGUCCAAUCUGCUGCACUGGCUCUUCUGUGCGAUAGAGAAAUGGAAAUUGAUGAAUUUAAACCACAGGAAUAUUGGACUACUGCGGUUGAAUUGAAGAAAAAAGAAAAGGAUUCAUCAGUUAAUGCUCCAUCCUUCCCAGCAUACUUGACCCAUUAUGAUUCCAAAAAGCUAAAUCAAUUUUCUAUCAGUUCUCAUACCGAAGCAAAAGAAAUUGAACAGCAGAUUAAUUCAGAAAAUUUUCAAGUUGUUAAUUCUAAGAAAAACAAAAUGCGGAAGAAUCCUCCCACGCCGUAUAUAACAUCCACACUUCAGCAGGAUGCUGCCAACAAAUUACAUUUCAGUGCAGCAUAUACAAUGAAGCUUGCACAGAAACUUUACGAGGGGGUUCAGUUAUCUGAUGGUAAAGCAACGGGUUUGAUCACAUACACCCGAACAGAUGGACUACAUAUUUCUGAUGAAGCCUGUAAGGAUGUGCGCUCCUUGGUCAUUGAAAGGUAUGGACAGAAUUUUGCAUCAGAAAGUGCACGCAAAUUUUUUAAGAAAGUGAAGAAUUCCCAAGAGGCCCAUGAAGCAAUCAGACCCACUGAUGUUCGAAGAUUGCCAUCAUUGCUCCGCGGGGUACUUGAUGAAGAUUCCAUGAAGUUGUACACUCUUAUUUGGUGUCGGACAGUGGCAUGUCAGAUGGAGCCUGUUACAAUUGAGCAGAUACAACUCAAUAUUGGAAAUGCUCACAACUCCAUUGUUCUCCGCUCUUUGUCCUCAAGGGUUGAGUUCCCUGGAUAUCAGGCAGUCUUGGAGGACAUGGAAGCUCAAGCAGUCAAAUAUAAAGAACAUGAAGGGAACAGUCAUGACGAAGCUUUUGUACUUCUUAAUUCAUUGAAGUAUGGGGAUCCAUUAGAUAUUGGUAAAGUGGAACUCAAGGAGCACCGUACUCAACCUCCUCCCCGCUACUCUGAGGCAGCACUGAUUAAGAAAUUGGAGGAGCUUGGGAUUGGAAGACCUUCAACAUAUGCGAGCACUCUGAAGGUUUUACAGGGUAGAAACUAUGUGACAGUGAAAAGCCGUGUAUUACAUCCAGAAUUUCGUGGUCGUAUGGUGUCAGCAUUUCUCGGCAACCAUUUUUCCGAGGUCACAGAUUAUAGUUUUACUGCUGACAUGGAGACUGAGCUUGAUAAUGUCUCUGCUGGCUUGACUGAAUGGAAAGGCCUCCUUAAAGAUUAUUGGACCCGAUUCAGCACUUAUUGUGAACGUACCAGUACUGUUCAUAUUCAUCAGGUAGAGAAGAUGAUGGAGAAGAAAUUUGGAGACUUCUUGUUUGCUUCUCUUCCCGACCAAAGCAGGACAUGCCCAUAUUGUGCGGAAGGCAGUUUGAUUUUCAAAGUGAGUCGGUUCGGUGCUGGCUAUUUUAUAGGUUGUGAUCAACACCCACAGUGCAAAUACAUUGCUAAGACAUUUUACAGUGAUGAAGAAGAAGAAGAAGAAGAAGACGGUCAAAAAAAGAACAGCGGCAUGGAGGAACCAAAACUGCUAGGUCUAAGUCCAGUUUCCAGUGAAAAGGUUCUUUUGAAGAAAGGUCCUUACGGAUGCUAUGUACAACUUGGUGAAGACAGGAAGACUUACGUACCUAAAAGAGCCAAUGUAUCCCAUAUAAAGGAUGUGAACUCGAUUACCCUUGAAUAUGCGCUGGAGUUGCUGCGAUAUCCUGCGACAUUGGGAAAACAUCCAGCUGAUGGACAACCAGUCAUUUUAAAGGUUUCAAAGGUUGGGUUUGCAGUUAGACAUCGGCGCACAAUUGCUUCUGUUCCUAAGUAUAGCAAACCCACUGAAAUCACCCUCGAGGGUGCAUUGAAGCUUUUGUCUGGUAAGGAUGUAAGAAAAAUUGGUCGACCUACGAGAGAACAAAUUGAAGAAGCCCAAGCAGCACUAUGAUGAUCACUACCUUUCACAACUCAAUUCAUAUGAACAUUCACCAAUUCUCCCUCACAAGGUGGUUCAACUGAACGUGGGAUGCUGAAGUUCGUUCAGCACCCAGGGAGGUGUGUAUGCUUCUUGCUCCACGAGCUCCAAAUUCAGAAAUGCUGAGCAAAUUGAAAAACGACCUUAUUUUGUGCACGUACCUGCAUUGAAUUACUUAGGAUUCAGAAGUGAAGGAAACCAUUUUGUAUGGUCAAAUUUGCGCAUUUGCCUACUAUACACCGUAACACCGCAGAUACGGCGUAUUUUAUUACCGUAUAGGAUUACGGUAUUGAGUUCAGCUAGUAAUUGGUAGCCAUGUUCCAAGUUUGGGUGGGGAAUUUUACAUUUUUGUAAAGUAUAUUUAAGUUGCAAUUUCUUUAUAUUUUGUUCCGAAUAAUGACAUUUGAUCAUUUUUUUAUCAGACAUUUGAUAAAUUAAAUAAUGUACUAAUUGUUUCAUGGAAACAUUUUAUUUGGUGCCAAGCUGAGCACAUCUAAUUGAGAAUUGGCCUCUGUAGAAGGUGAAAGAAUAUGAGAAGGAUUGUAAAUAUCAGAUUAGUUUGGUGUAUUUUAUUGAUUGCAUUGCGA